Molecule: messenger RNA, 2145 nt
Organism: Postia placenta MAD-698-R-SB12
Lineage: Eukaryota; Fungi; Basidiomycota; Agaricomycetes; Polyporales; Adustoporiaceae
Exons: 11
Coding region: 48-1928 (626 amino acids)
Biological process (GO): transmembrane transport; basic amino acid transport
Cellular component (GO): fungal-type vacuole membrane
Molecular function (GO): basic amino acid transmembrane transporter activity
Source: RefSeq, a predicted model, not a curated record
CGAAUUGGGCGACCAUACGUUACCCCCUUUCCCCCCUGUCUCCCACCAUGCUGGCCGUGUUCGCAUAUGUCGCGCACUCGCGGUCGAAGGCGAAAACCCAGACACGUCAAAGUAGUACACUCAACGAGACAGUUCCUGUGUCCGCUCCGCAUGAUGUUUCCCCGGUUUCCUCGCUACAGCGAGACCCGUCCCAGGACCUCGAAAUGGCACAAGAGGCUGCACCCGCAGCAUCUGCAUUUAAUCGUCGGCAGAUAAUCCUGCUCAGCAUCGCACUGCUCAUUCCAGUGUAUUUCGAGACAUUAGACUAUACAGUGGUUGCCACCGCGCAGACCCACAUUGCCUCCGCGUUUAACCGACUUGACCUUCAAAGCUGGAUCGGCACAGCGUAUCUACUGUCAUCGACCGUCUUCUUGCCCGUCUUCGCCUCCAUAGGCGAUGUCUGGGGACGGCACUGGGCGCUGCAAGCUGCGCUCGUAUUCUUCAUGGUCGGCAGUGCCAUCAGCACCGGAGCGAACAGCAUGGUUACAAUGCUCAUAGGCCGAGGUAUCGCUGGAAUCGGUGCCGCGGGCCUACAGGCGCUGGUCAGGAUCAUUAUGAGCGACUCAGCAUCGCUCGAUGCGAAUAACUGGCAGCAGUCGAUGCUUUUCUUUCUCUUCACGAUCGGCUACUGCACAGGACCCAUCAUUGGCGGUGCUCUCUUGACCGUCUCCUUCCGGUGGAUUUUCGCGAUCAACACCGCUGACGGGACGGACGUCGACAGCCUGCCAGCAUGUGCAGUGGCCGUCGUGCUCGCAUUCUUCAUCCUGCGCACAAGAGCGAAGGGACCGCAGAGCACGGCCUCGGAGCCAGAGACCUUUUCCCAAAAGGUGCUCCGCAUCGAUUGGAUUGGCGCGGUGCUCUCUAUGGGCGGGGGAAUUUUGAUCUUGCUCGCGCUGAGCGAGGGCCCGAUCUCUGGCUGGGACACCACGCGGGUGAUCGUUUGGUUCGUUAUCGGGGGCAUUGCGUACAUCGCGUUCCUUAUUUUCGAGUGGUUCCUGCAGCGACGCUCGUCCGCGUCGACAGGAGCGGACGCGAGGCGUGGGCUGCUGCGUACGCAGCCAAUGCUUCCGCUGACCGUGUUCCGCCCGCUGAACAUCUGCGUGACGAUGGCGGCGACGUUCGUGUCGGGCAUGGUCAUGCUCGUGAUGUUUUAUUUCGUGUCGAUCUUCAUGACGAUCGUCGCGGGGCACACCGCUACCAGUGCGGGAAUUGCGUUGCUCUAUUUCGCUCCGGGUCUUGGCGCAGGCUCGUUGACACAGAUCUUCCUGAUCAAACGGCUGCGACAGCCGAGGAUUCCUAUCAUACUUGGAAGCAUCCUCAUCACAGUGUCGCUGGGUCUGGUGUCAAUGGCGGUCGAUCGGAAUAACGACUCGAUGAUUGAUGGCUUCAUGGUCGUGAGCGGCGCUGGGGUUGGCAUGUCUAUCGGCGCAUUGGCAGUGCAAGCGCGAUUCUCUCAGCCCGCCGACAAAGUUGCCAUUGUGUCAGCACUUUCCCUGUUUUUCCGCGCGCUCGGUGGCACUGUCGGUCUUGCACAGUGUGGUGCCGUCCUGAAUGGCAAGGUCGCGAGCUAUAUCACGUCGCUCUUACGCUCCGGCACGCUGUCUGCGGCCACUGCGAACAGCCUAUCGCAGGCGUCCUCCUCGUCUCUCAGCUCGCUUCAGAGCAUCAACGCGCUCCCGCAGGAAGUGCAACAAAUUGUCAAGGACGCGUUCAGAGACGGAACGCGAUGGGCAUUCAUCUCGCUCAUCCCCUGGGCGGCGCUGGCGUGUAUCGGCACGUUCUUCUUGUCGAACAUCCGUGACUCAGAUCAAAAGCCCAGCACCGCACUUGAAGACCUGUCGAAUGAAAAGGACCCGAAGCAGCCGUCGGAGGACGCUGCUGCUGCAUAACAUCUCGAUUGCCUGUGUUGUACCUAUGGCUGAGGUACUGACGUCUUAUGAUUGGGGUUGUCGUUAUUUUAUGGAGUCACCUUGCUCGUCUCACUCAUUUGCCAUUGCAUCUACCUUUAGGUGACUGUACAAUAUUUUUCUUGGGCCGUAAUUAGUUGCCAUAAUGGUCCAUAUGUUCAAGGACCGCGCCUUCAGUUGCAGGUAUUUCUGUAAGGUC